CUGAGAGGACCCCCUUCCCCCCGAUCUGCUGCAUAUUCCUCGGUUGUCUCUUCUCACUGUGUCCUCCGCCGCUGCUGCUGCCUUUCAGCUCUGCCCCCACCCCACCUCCCUGUGCGGGUGUCUGGGGCUUGGGCCCUUGGGGGUGGAGGGAAUCAACAUCGUGCUUCGCUGGGGAGCUGUGCAGAAUUAGCUAUGCCCUGCCCAGGCAUCCUUUGACCGACUGGAUUUCUCCAUUUCUGUUCGCCUGCACACCGGAGGGCAACGUAGGAUGAAAAUCUGCAAUCAUGAUGCAAGGACUGAAAAACCGAACCAGGAAAGCCCUGGGUUUACGAAAGAAAGACAAGGAUACAGACACAACGAGCUCACCUGACCAAGAAGGAACCGGAAGUGGAAAGAAAGGAAAUAAAAAGGCCAAUGGGGCUCCCAAUGGUUUCUAUGGGGAGAUUGACUGGGACAGAUAUGCCUCCCCUGACGUGGAUGAGGAGGGGUUCAGCCUCCGGCCCGGUGACGAGGGCGAUGCAGCUUCCAAAGGAAAGCACUUUUUCUCCUCCAGCGACUCAGAAGACGACGAGGACAGCAAGAAAAAGUUCAAAAUUAAGAUCAAGCCACUGGUGGCGGACAGUGCCAAGUGUGUCCCUCCAUCUAUGGACGAGCUAAAAGCCUCAGUGGGAGGCCUGGCACUCUCUCCAUCUCUGAGACGCAGCCCGGGACUGAUAAAAAGGAAUUUGUCCUGUGAGGAGAUCGCCAGACCCAGACGCUCCACCCCUACUCCAAGUCCUGCCCCUGAGAUGCUGAGUGACAGGCUCUCACAGAACGUCCCUGCCUUCUUUGGGCUGCCUUCAGAGACCAAAUAUGCCAGAUAUGAUGUGGUUCCUACUGACGUAUGGGGAGACUCGAGACCACGGUCAGAAUCACCGCUGAGCAGAAGUUUCCCGACAGGAGCUCCUCCUCCGCUUCCUCCAAAAAACAUUCCAUCGAGAAGUCAGUACGGCUAUCCUUCAGACUCCGCUGGAGUCAUUGCAGCUGAUCUACCCAAUGGAAGAGCAGCUCGCAGUUCAGCCCCCAUCUACCUGAACGUCCUGUCCCCCGCCUCUUACCGAGGCUCCCCGGGCCCCGACCUGGACGACGUGUUUGGCCCCGUUGACAGCCCACGCACCAGCGAGGAGAUGGUGUCACCCAGAUGGGUCACUUUCCUUGAUGACAGACCCCCGCCACCAGAUGAACCCGCUCCGCCUCCGCCACCGGACUCUCCUCCCCCAGACACGCCCUCGUCCACGCCCUCCACCCCCUGCCUCUCUCCCGGACCGCCACCAAACGAGCCCCCGCCUUCGCCUCCACCUUUUUCUCCUGGGUCUCCUCCUCCUUUCUCGCCACCGGACUCUCCCCCCUCCAUCGUGCUCGGACCUCCUCCUCCGGAUGAGCCGGCCCCUCCACUGCCUCCUGACUUCUCUCCCUCUAAUUCGCCCCCGAUCUGCCUCGACGACGAAGCGAUCGAUGAAGAGGUGCUGCAGUUUGCAGAGUACUGUUCCUCUCCCGUCCCCAUCAGCCCCGUGCCCCCUCUGCCAGCGGAGCGGAGGUCCCCUCGGCCAGGAGUCAUUUCUCCCCUGGUCCUGGGGGGCGCAGGAGGAAAGAGGACUCCAGAGGGUGCGUACCUGAGAGAUGAUAUCCCAGACUUCGUGGGCUCGCCCAGAGAGUUGACACCGAGCUUCAGGGGAACGCCACCUCCUCUCCCGCCAACCACCUACAGGUCUAUUAUGUCUUCCCCGGGGCCCUAUUCAGGCCCCUCGUCUCCAGCUCGUCCUGCCACGCCUCAGUCUCGAGGCAGCCCUGUCCCUCCGCCUCCUCCUCCUCGACCGUCCUCGCGACCAAAGCUGCCUCCUGGGAAACCAAUCACAGACCUGACUCGGCCGUUCAGUCCGCCAGUUUCAGGCAGCCCCCCGCCUUUCGCCCCCCUGGCCCGGGCAGAGAGCUCUUCCUCCAUCUCCUCCAUUACCUCGCAGAGUGCAGCGUCCACUCCAACUUUAGGGAGGGACCUUAACCUGGCCACCACAGGUAGUCCACGCUCAUGUCCACGCUCAUGUCUGUGUGUGUGUGUGUGUUCAGGAUGCUCCAGAGGACCCAGUCCCCUCACCAUGGGUCCCCAGGACACUCUACCAGUGGCAGCUGCCUUCACAGAAACCAUCAAUGCCUACUUUAAAGGCGCUGAUCCCAGCAAAUGUGUUGUGAGGAUCACAGGGGAGAUGGUGCUGUCCUUCCCCGCAGGCAUAACCAGGCAUUUUGCAAGCCACCCGUCUCAACCCAUCCUCACCUUUAGCAUCAGCAAUUACAGCCGACUGGAGCAGGUCCUCCCCAAUCCACAGCUGCUGUGCUGUGAUUCCACAACAGACAGUGUAGACACCAAGGAGUUCUGGGUAAAUAUGCCAAACUUGAUGAGCCAUCUGAGGAAAGUGGCUGAACAGAAGCCUCAGGCAACAUACUACAACGUGGAUAUGAUCAAAUAUCAGGUGUCAGCAGAGGGGAUCCAGUCCACUCCUCUGAACCUAGCAGUGAGCUGGCGAGGUGACGCCACCAACACGGACCUUAGAAUAGACUACAAAUACAACAUUGAGGCCAUGGCCGCCCCUGUGCCACUACACAACAUCAACUUCCUGGUACCUGUGGACGGAGGCAUAGCCAAACUCCAGGCCAUGAUCCCACCUGCCACCUGGAAUCCAGAGCAGCAGACGAUACAAUGGAAGAUUCCCAGCCUCUCUCACAGAUCUGAAAAUGGAGGAGUAGGGGCUCUGCUGGGCCGGUUCCAGAUGACAGAAGGUCCCUGUAAACCCUCCCAGCUGGCAGUCCAGUUUACCAGUGAGGGAAGCACACUGUCAGGGUGCGACAUCCAGCUGGUUGGCACCGGCUAUCGGCUAUCGCUGGUCAAGAAGAGAUUUGCUGCAGGGAAAUAUUUAGCAGAUAAUUAGUGGACCUGUUUGUGAAGGGAAUCAAGAGAAUCAGUGGCUUUUGACUGUGAAGACAAUGGAUCCA
Seriola dumerili (greater amberjack) is the source of this 3024-nucleotide messenger RNA. RefSeq names its product SH3-containing GRB2-like protein 3-interacting protein 1 (gene sgip1b). Gene Ontology annotation, cellular component: plasma membrane; cytoplasm; endosome. Lineage: Eukaryota; Metazoa; Chordata; Actinopteri; Carangiformes; Carangidae. The coding region runs from base 285 to 2960 and encodes 891 amino acids. Gene Ontology annotation, biological process: cytoskeleton organization; plasma membrane tubulation; regulation of endocytosis. The transcript has 22 exons. Gene Ontology annotation, molecular function: phospholipid binding. The record is from RefSeq and is a predicted model, not a curated record.